Molecule: messenger RNA, 1660 nt
Organism: Pundamilia nyererei
Lineage: Eukaryota; Metazoa; Chordata; Actinopteri; Cichliformes; Cichlidae
Product: ras association domain-containing protein 3-like
Exons: 6
Coding region: 405-1148 (247 amino acids)
Biological process (GO): signal transduction
Cellular component (GO): cytoplasm
Source: RefSeq, a predicted model, not a curated record
CACACAGACUCAUGCAUUUAACAGACGGCGUGUGAGUGGAACUUGUGGGAUUUCUUCAUUAGCACUUUCGUAAUUGGUCUAUUAGUUAUAGUUGCUGACAUUUCUGCUUCGUAGCAGCUACUAGCUUCAUUUUCUGUUUAUAAAUGGAGAGGUUUGAUUGAGUUGUUUUGACUAUGCCGGUGGAGUAAAGCGAGGAGGAGAAGAGGAAGGGAAGAACGGGAGAGAGUUGAGCGGAUUUGAAAGAGGAAAUCAUUCAUUGCUGGUCGAACAGCGAAGCCUGCGGACAGAAACAGAGGGAGGUUUGGCCAUUUACUGAGGCUGGAGUUUGUUUAGAGCUGAUAUUUGUUUUCUUUUGGGUGGUUUUUUGAUGUGGCCGGUUCUCAGUGGAGAAGUUUUUCCCGCAAAUGACGUGGAAUAGCACGAUGAGCAGUGGCUACAGUAGCUUGGAGGAGGACUCCGAAGAGUACUUUUUCACGGCCAGGACCUCUUUCUUCAAAAAACCCUCCGGAAAAAUCACAGAGAAAAAGGAUGUGGAGAAGGAGAGAGAGUUGCGGACAGAGUUCAGCAAAGAGGAAAUCUGGCAGAGAAUCGAGCAGUACAACUUGCUAACCAAAGACCACCUUAAAAUGACGCUGGGUGCGGGCGGUGUGUACACGGGUUUCAUCAAGGUCCAGAUGGAUUUGCGGAGGCCAAUGACGGUGCAGGGAAGUCAGACAAGAGCUGGGGAGGCCUUCUAUCUGCCCCAAGGAGUCUCCAACACCCUUCAUGUCAGCUCUAAAACCACAGUCAAAGAGGUGAUCGUCGGCUUGCUGAGCAAAUUCACAGUUGCAGACAACCCGGCUAAAUAUGCCCUGUACAAGAGAUACCGGCGGGAGGAGCAGGUUUAUACAUGCAAGUUGGCGGAUGCUGAGAAGCCGUUGUUUCUUCGCCUGGUGGCGGGACCCGACCCAGACCUGCUCAGCUUUGUCCUGAAAGAACAGCAGACGGGAGAAGUCAUGUGGGAUGCCUUCUCCAUCCCUGAGCUGAAAAACUUCCUGCGGAUCCUUGAAAAGGAGGAACAGGAGCAGAAGGACGCAGUAAUUCGUCGCUAUGAAACCUACCGGCAGAGACUGCAGGAGGCACUGCUGGAGGUCAGGGGGCCUUCUUAAGAGGAUAUAACCUCCUUGAAAAAGGACUACUGCCCCCUAGAGGGACGAAGGGGAUGUUUUGUUUUGUUUUUCAUUUUUAAUCUCCUGGUGUACAUUUUGAUGGAGGGAGGGAUGUGAACACAGAAUCAGGAGAGAGGAUCCAGCACCUGGAAGAAGGGAUAAUAAAGGAUGACAAGAGGACAGAAAAAAGAGACUGCAAAUAAAAAAGACGAACAGACAGAAUUUUGGUUGCUGGAUUCAAGAUUUCAAACUGCUUCCCGCUCGGCUCCGUCUGCCUGCAAACACCAAAGAUUCACUCACUGUGCCAUAUCCGUUCAUCCUCUUCCCUGUUCGCCGUCCAUCCCUCUCUUCUUCUUCUUCUUCUCUCACUCUGUCCUGCUGUCACAUAAUUUAUGCAGUUCAUCCUUUUUGUUUCCCUCACCUUUUUAUCCUUUGAACUUGUGAAAGACUCAAGGCCAUAUGUUGAAUUAUUUUUAUUUAAUUUGUGUGUUUUAAAGGUCUGUACAUAUUUU